AUGUCUACCCAAACUCUCCCUGAAGAGCAAAACGCUCUCCUCAUCACCGCCAAAGGCGCCCGUAUGACGGUUGGAAAGCGCCAUGUCCCCAAGCCAGGCGCUGGUCAAGUCCUUGUUCACAACAUCGCCGUCGCGAUCAACCCCGUCAACAUGUACGUCCAGAAGACCGGCAUGUUCAUUAAGGAUGAAGAUCUCCCGUCGGUGACUGGGCACGACGGAGCGGGCGAAGUGUGUGUUUUGGGCGAGGGCGUGCAAGGAUGGAACAUCGGUGACAAAGUCUUCUACCAGUCCCACCAAGGCAGCGACCGCUCGACAUUCCAAGAGUACACCGUCGUCGAUGCCGCCAUCAUGGCCCGCAUCCCUUCGAACAUCACCGUCGAACAAGCCUCCUCUAUCCCGCUCUGCCUCGCCACCGCCGCCAUCGGCAUCUACAAGGCCAGGGAGAACGCUCUUCGUCCUGGCCCUGGUUUUGAUCGCGGUGGUGCGGGGCUUACGCCGCCUUGGGCGCCGGGCGGGAUGGGCAAGUAUGCCGGGCAGGCGGCACUCGUUAUCAGCGGCGCGAGCUGCGUUGGACAAUUCGCGCUGCAACUCCUGAAAGCAUCAGGCUUCGGCCCGCUCAUCGCCACCGCCUCUAGCCACAACGAGGCGUACUGCAAAGCCGCCGGCGCGACGCACGUCAUAGACUACAAGACCACGCCCUACGACCAGCUCCCCGGUGUCGUCAAGUCCAUCGUCGGCGACACCCCCGUCAGCUUCGUCUACGACGCCGCAGCACGAGGCACCAACGAAGCUGCCUUCUCCGUCCUCGCGCCCGGUGGAGGCAUGGUCACCGUGUUCACCCCGCAAGUCGGCAAACGCGGGGAAGACGACGAGCAGGGCCGUAGGGUCGUAUGGGUGUACGGAGGCGCCGCUGAAGAGGAUCAUAAGGCGUUCGGUACGGAGAUGUACGCGAACUUGACGGGUAUGAUUGAGAGGGGCGAGUUGAAGCCGACGAACAUUCGGGUACUCGAGGGUGGGUUGGCUGCAAUUCCGGCUGGAUGCGACGAGCUUGAGAAGGGCGUUAGUGGGGUGAAGCUUGUUGUUCGCGUCCGCGAUUGA
Messenger RNA from Peniophora sp. CBMAI 1063, 1098 nucleotides. The record is from the annotation of a GenBank genome assembly. NCBI's taxonomy places the organism in Eukaryota, Fungi, Basidiomycota, Agaricomycetes, Russulales, Peniophoraceae.